This is a messenger RNA of Metopolophium dirhodum (rose-grain aphid), 3618 nucleotides long. RefSeq names its product copine-8-like. Gene Ontology annotation, molecular function: calcium-dependent phospholipid binding. The record is from RefSeq and is a predicted model, not a curated record. NCBI's taxonomy places the organism in Eukaryota, Metazoa, Arthropoda, Insecta, Hemiptera, Aphididae. The transcript has 8 exons. Gene Ontology annotation, biological process: cellular response to calcium ion. Gene Ontology annotation, cellular component: plasma membrane. The coding region runs from base 412 to 2055 and encodes 547 amino acids.
AUGAUUUUAUAUUUACUUUCACUUUUUUUGUUAUCAUCUAACAUUUUAUCCCUACUUAAUACUCUUAAAUAAAUAAUUUUUUUUUUUGUCAGCGUGCCAAGAAUAAUAUUUCAAGUGUAAUAUUGACGUUUAAUUUUUGAUAGAUUUUCGAUCUAUAUUUUUUUUAAUAAGUUAAAUAUUCGUAUUUCAUAAUAUUACCAUUGAUUAAAUAUACUAUAUAGUAUUUAUAAUCAAUGAUAUAACCUAUUGGCUACCUAUCUUUAAUAUGUUUUUCUGUACACUCAUGAAUUAAACAACAAUAAUAAAAAUAAUUGUCAUAACUUAAUACAUUUAAUAAACUUAAUAGUUGCCUGUAGGCUGUAAUUUAUUAAGCGUUUUAAUUGAUUUAAAAUUUUGAAUUAAAACAAUAUUAUGGCUUUUACUCCAGGAUCAGCCGUUUCUCCGUCUGCCGAUAUUGAGUUAGCUUUGGCAUGCAGGGGGCUGUCUGGUACAGAUGUUAUGUCAAAAUCUGACCCGAUGUGUGUAACAUACGUACAACCAUUUGGCCAAAAUAAAUGGGUAGAGUUUCACCGAACUGAAACUGUUAAAAAUAAUCAGGAUCCAAAUUUUGUUUCCAAAGUAUUGAUAAGCUACAGAUUUGAAGAAAAACAGCCGCUGUUGUUUGAAGUGUACGAUACUGAUUCAAAAGAUAAAGAUUUGUCAGCACAUGAUUUUCUUGGAACUAUUACAAUUCCUUUGGGACAACUUGUUGCUAACAAACGUAACAAGUUACAGCUGACAGAUCGUGAUGGUAAUUUAAAAAGUAGUUAUUUAGUUAUAACAGCGGAAGAAUUGGGUAUGGAUAGAGAUGAAGUAAUAUUAGAAAUGAGCGGAUUUAAAUUGGACAAAAAAGAUUUUUUUGGUAAAUCUGAUCCAUUUUUGGAAAUCUUUAAACUUACAGAUACUGGCAAUUACACAUUGGUUUAUAAAACUGAUGUUAUUAAGGAUACAUUAACUCCUCGAUGGAAGAAAUUUACUAUUCCUGUUCGGACAUUUUGUAAUGGGGAUUAUGAACGUGAUUUAAAAAUUAUUUGUUUUGAUUGGAAUUCAAGUGGUGAUCAUAGCCUGAUUGGUGAAUUUCAUACCACUCUAAAAGGUCUCUCGAAUCCUAAUGCUACUUUUAAAUGCAUUAAUGGAAAGAAAAAAGAAAAAAAAAAAGAUUACAAAGAUUCUGGAGAAAUACGUGUAGAAUACAUAAAAAUACAAUCCACUUAUACAUUCUUAGAUUAUGUUCAAGGAGGAACAGAGAUAUUUUGUACAGUAGCUGUUGAUUUUACAGCUUCAAAUGGUAAUCCCUCAAAACCAUCAUCUUUGCAUUUCAUAAAUAAUGCAAGUAUGAAUAGUUAUGAACAAGCAAUGUGGAGUGUUGUAUCUAUAAUUGAAGACUAUGAUUCUGAUAAACAAUUCCCUGUGUUGGGUUUCGGAGCUAAAAUUCCACCUAAUGGACAAGUAUCACAUGAAUUUUUUGUUAAUAUGAAUCCUGAAAAUCCACAUUGUUUUGGCGUAAGAGGUGUGUUAGAUGCAUAUCGUAAUUGUAUUAAUCAAGUGCAGUUAUAUGGACCUACAAAUUUUGCGCCUGUUAUCAAUCAUGUAACUAAAAUAGCUCAAAAUAACCGAGAUGGGACUGGUUAUUUUAUUUUACUUAUACUGACUGAUGGAGUUAUUACUGACAUGCCAGAUACCAUACAGGCUAUUAUUACAGCAUCUUCAUUACCAGUUUCUAUAAUUAUUGUGGGUAUUGGAAAUGCAGAAUUUGAUGCAAUGGAAGAAUUGGACGCUGAUAAAGGAGGACUACAAAUGAACGGAGUUAAAGCAGCAAGGGAUAUUGUCCAGUUUGUUGCAUUUAACAGUUAUCAUAAUCUUGACCCUAGUGUUGCUAAUUUACAUUUAGCAAAAGAUGUAUUGGCCGAAGUACCUAAACAAUUUAUGGACUAUAUGAAGAUAAAUGGUAUUGUGCCUAAAAGGAGGGCAUCUCAAACCACAACACCAGAGAUUGAGGAUUUAAAAAUUCAAUGAACUAAUUAAUUGUAAACAGCUUUAAAUCAAAUUUUCUUUUUUCUAAAUCUAUUGGUGCUACGUUUAUUCUGUUUCUUUUAAAAUGUGUACUAUAACUACGCAACACUAUUAAGUUCAUAUAACUAGAGUAUAUGGAUCUUUCAUACAGAUGAAAAAGUUGAAUUUAUAUUAUAUUUAUACAAAUCUUAAAUUAUUUUAUCUUGCUAGCAUUUUAAAUUUUUAUAUAAAAUGUACCUACUUACAUAAUUGAAUUAAUUUUUUAAACAUUUAUACAAUAUAAUAUUUUUAAUUUUACUAUUUUAAAUUUACGUUUUUAUACUGGUAGAUAUACUUGAUAAUAUUGAAUUGUUUUUAUAUACAAAUUUCUUAUAAGUUCAUGCUUUGUUUUAAGGCUCUAAUCUAAUUAACUAAUUAAAAGUUUAAUAUUCUUUUAAUUUGUAUACAUUUAUUAAAAAUGUGUUAAUUUAACACUAAGGCUCAGUUUUUUAAAUAUUAAAUGAUAAUUAGGUACUUAAUUAAUUCACUAAAACAUUUUAUUUUUUUGUUCAAUAUUUUUUUAUUUAUUAUUUUUAUGAAUGUUAGUUUUAUUUUAUAAUAGGUCACUGGCUCAAAUAUACUGUGGUGUAUCAAUGAGGGGGUAUGGUGGUCAUAACCCUCCGAGACCAAAUUAUGUACACAUUGUACACAAUACAACAUUUAAUAAAUAGUAUGAAUAUAUGUGCAUACUGAAUGUCUAUUCAAAUCUUUAUAUUCCUCAACCCCAGUGUAAAACCCUGCAAACGCUAUUCAAAACAUAAUAUUGUAUAAAAUAUACAGUAUAUUCUAUACUUUAUUAUGCUCAAUAGUAUAAUACACUAAACAUUUUAAAAUAUUUUAUCUAUGCCGAGUUCAACGAGAGACAGUAGAUGAAAAUUCGUUGUUUCCCACUACUACAACAUUACAAGCCCAUUGGUAUGCGCGGGAUAGUUCUGGUUUCUCGUUGAACGUGGAAUAUUUUGUAUAUUAUUAUACACUAAGAAGAAAUAUUAUUUUUUAUUAGUUGUUAUGUUAUUCUAGUAAUUAAUUACAGUACCUAAUAUUUACAUUAUUAAUUGUAUACUUGUUUUUUUUUUUUUUUAUUUAUUAUUUAAAAUACAUCUACAAUCUAUACAGUUAUUUGUACAAUAAUUAGAUUUGAUAAAGGAAGAAUAUAAAAUUAACGGCGAAUAAUAGGAUUGGGAAGUUAUCCAUUGAUAACACCCAGCCAUACUUGUUUUAAAUAUCUUUGUGAUACAUAUGUCUAAAUAAAUAUAUUAUUAUUUUUUUUAAACUAUUUAUUAACUCACGGUGCAACUGGUACUUAGAUACAAUAAAAUUGUAUUACAUAUUUUCAUAAAUGCUUGUUAAUUAUUAUAAAUGUUUCAUUAUUUAUUAUGUAAUAUCAAACAUAUAUUUAUUUAAAUUAUCACUAAUUUCUUAUUUCUUUGUAAUGAAUAUUUUAUUUAUUAAUUAUUUUUGUUAAUUUCAAUGAAUUAGUUAUUAAUUAUUAUAAAAUAAAAAUAUAUAUAUAUCUGCUUAAAAGUA